Messenger RNA from Sphenostylis stenocarpa, 363 nucleotides. The record is from the annotation of a GenBank genome assembly. Lineage: Eukaryota; Viridiplantae; Streptophyta; Magnoliopsida; Fabales; Fabaceae.
AUGGUUCUUCUACAGCUAGAUCCGUUUCUCAAUGAGCUCACUAGCAUGUUUGAGCGCAGCACUGAAAAGGGCUCCGUUUGGGUUACUCUUAAACGAUCAUCUUUGAAAUCUAAGGUGCAGAGGAAUAAAUUGGCGACUGCUGGGGAAGCAAUUGAGUAUAGAUGCCUUAUACGUGCCACUGAUGGGAAAAAGACAAUUUCUACUUCGGUUGGACCGAAGGAUCACCAGCGCUUUCAAGCCUCUUAUGCAACUAUACUGAAGGCCCACAUGACUGCCCUAAAGAAGAGAGAAAGGAAAGACAAGAAAAAGCCCGCAGAGGCAGAUAAAAGAGAAGGGAGUUCAAAGAGACCGAAGAAGUCUUAA